AUGGACGUGGUUGGGGAAAACGAGGCUCUGCAGCAGUUCUUUGAAGCUCAGGGAGUCAAUGGCGCUCUGGGGACCCCAGCCCUGGACACAAGUCUCCUGGAGGAGUUCCUGGGCAGUGAUUUCGAUUUAGGGGCCCUGCAGGGCCAGUUCCCCGACACCCCGCCCUACUCUGCAUCAGACUCCUGCUCUCCGCCCCAGGACCCAGGCGCAUGCUGCCGGACUCUGAAGCCCGCAGACCCCAGCACGCCCUCUGCUUUCGGCCUGGCGGCGGCUGCACCCACACCGCACCCAUCGCACCACCCCCAGACCUCGGCUCCGACCGGGGACCACCCGCCCCUGCACAGCGGCUUCUCCAACUGCUACGCCAACACCAGCCACCCCGCCGCCGCCUCCAGCCUGGACCUGUCCACCGCUUCCCAUCCGGGGCUACACGGCUCUGGCCACCCGCAGCGUCUCUGCUACAGCUCUGGAAGCUCACUGCAAGCAACCAAGAAGAGAAAGUGCACAGAUGCACUGGAAGACACCAGGGACUGUCAUGGGUGGGCCCUCUGCUCCAGACCAAUGGCAUGCAGGAGUCACCCCUGUGAAGUGCAAGAGCAGCACCCUGAGGCACCCCACACGAGCCCCACGGACGCCUGCUUGCCCUCGCUGAAGUGGCAGCCGUACCAAAGUGUUCCUUGGCACAGCUUAUUAAAUGGUCAUUAUGAAAAACUACCUGAUCUAGGCUACCAAGUUGUCACAGAUAAAGGAUUUAAUUUUUCACCAGCAGAUGAAGCUUUUGUUUGCCAAAAGAAGAACCAUUUUCAGUUAACCAUCCAUAUUCAAGUCUGGGGGAGUCCAAAAUUUGUCAAAACCCAAAUGGGUUUAAAGCCAAUAGAAAUGUUUUACUUGAAAGCUUUUGGGGUUAAGGUAGAAGCCACCAAUCAAAUAAUCACUAUUGAACAAUCCCAAGCAGAUCGAAGCAAAAGAAUUUUCAAUCCUGUUAAAAUCGACCUGCUAACUGACCAGGUCACCAAAGUAACUCUGGGCCGGUUGCACUUCAGCGAAACCACGGCGAAUAAUAUGAGAAAGAAGGGAAAACCAAAUCCUGACCAGAGAUACUUCAUGUUGGUGGUUGGACUGUAUGCUGCUAACCAGGACCAGUUUUACCUGUUAGCGGCCCAUGUCUCUGAAAGGAUCAUUGUGAGGGCCUCUAAUCCUGGGCAAUUUGAAAAUGACAGUGACACAUUAUGGCAGCGAGGACAAGUUCCAGAAUCUGUUGUCUGUCACAGUCGAGUAGGAAUAAACACAGAUGCCCCGGAUGAAGCCCUGGUUGUCUGCGGCAACGCGAAAGUGAUGGGGACGAUCAUGCAUCCCUCUGACAGCCGGGCCAAGCAGAAUAUCCAGGAGGUUGACACAAAUGAACAGCUGAGAAGAAUAGCCCAAAUGAGGAUUGUCGAGUAUGACUACAAACCUGAAUUCGCCUCUGCAAUGGGAAUCAACCCUGCCCAUCAAACAGGAAUGAUUGCCCAGGAAGUGCAAGAGAUCCUGCCCAGAGCUGUGAGAGAGGUUGGUGAUGUCACCUGUGAGAACGGAGAGACAUUGGAGAACUUCCUCAUGGUUGAUAAGGACCAGAUCUUUAUGGAAAAUGUGGGUGCAGUUAAGCAGCUCUGCAAACUGACCAAUAACCUUGAAGAAAGAAUAGAAGAGUUAGAAAUCUGGAACCGGAAGCUGGCCAGGCUAAAACGGCUCAGUAGCUGGAAGUCGUCAGCCAGCGAGGCGAGUUCUAUCAGUAAAUCUAGCAGAACUGUUAGUACAUCUUCUCCAAGAAAGGCCAUUCCCUCCAAAACCAACAAGGCUUAUUUUUCAGGAAAAAAACAGUGGUGUCCUAACUGGGUUUUCCAGACCUUGGUUAUAACUCUAAUUGCUGUGAUGGCAUUUUGUGCCUUGACAAUUGUCUCCCUUUACAUACUUAGUUUAAAAGAUCAAGACCAACAUAUCCCAAAUCUCCCUUCCAGCAAUAUCACAAGCUCUCAGAAACCAACUAUGCUCCCCACAGCCUCCCCCUCAGGACCCCAUACAUCUCUGGCCACCACACCAUCCUUCCAAGUACCAGAAAUCACUUUCUGUGAGAUCCUGCCCUGUCAGGAGACUUACUGCUGUCCGAUUUGGGAAACAAGAAGAAGCCUCUCAAGUUCUGUGCAAAGACAGACCAAGAGGAAGGAAAUCCACCAGAAACCAUGGGCGGAAGAGAGAAAUACAUCAUUCCUGGCAAGAAGUACACUCACCAGCCCUGAUUGGGGGAGUGACUGGAUUGAUACAACCAUCAGUUCUAUUCAGAUUAUGGAAAUCCAGCAGAUAAUAGAUGCCCGGUAUUGCAGUAGAAGUCUCCAGUGUGGGUCUGGACAUUACAAUUAUAACAUUCCUGUUAAUAAGUACACACCCACCAAUGUCAAAUUCUCUCUGGAAAUCAACACAACAGAGCCAUUGAUAGUCUUCCAGUGCAAAUUCACCCGUGGAAAUAUAUGCUUUCAUAGUAAAAGGGAAGCCAAAGGGAUGCAAAGCCACCAAGAAGUCUCCCAAAUGAUGACACAGGGGUAUCAGCACAUAUGGAACCUUGCUGUGGCCCCUUUCUUUGAUAGUGCCUACCACUUCCGUGUUGCUGCCCCGGAUUUAGCGGACUGUUCAACAGAUCCUUAUUUUGCUGGGAUAUUCUUUACAGAUUACUUCUUUUACUUCUAUCGACGCUGUGCCUAAAUUAUUCAAGUUUGGCUAGAGACUUUACCAAAGGAAAUACUAAGAAGUUUCGUUCGUGGUAACAUCUCGCAAGUUCUUUCUUCUUUUAGUGAAACAGU
Molecule: messenger RNA, 2834 nt
Organism: Sorex fumeus (smoky shrew)
Lineage: Eukaryota; Metazoa; Chordata; Mammalia; Eulipotyphla; Soricidae
Gene: MYRFL
Product: myelin regulatory factor like
Exons: 25
Coding region: 1-2736 (911 amino acids)
Biological process (GO): positive regulation of DNA-templated transcription; protein autoprocessing
Cellular component (GO): endoplasmic reticulum membrane; nucleus
Molecular function (GO): sequence-specific DNA binding; DNA-binding transcription factor activity
Source: RefSeq, a predicted model, not a curated record